UAAUUCGCUCCAAUGCAAUCAUCUCUCUUAAAUCUAACCUUAAAAUAAAACAUUUAAGAAAAAUUAGAGUCUAGAGAGAGAAACCAUGACUGACAACUAAGAAAAAUGUGGUCCUAAAGAUACCUCCAAAACCCUAGCUUUCUUUAAUUUUCUCUUCCUUUGCACUUUAUGUGCUCAUUUUACCUACAUUUCGGUUUAUAAAUUUGAGAUCAGCUCUAAAAAGGUGAAAUUCUAUUGCUUUUUUCGUUGGUUUGGUAAGUGAUCACCAGUAUCAAAACCCUUUUCUUGUUUAUUGAUUUUGAACCCAUUUUUUCCCUCAAAAUCUCACAAUUCAUUCACUGUUGUGUCAAAGUAGGCAACUUUACUGAAACCCUUUCCUCUUUUAUGGGUUUUGAAUCAAAUUUUAGUCUCAGAAUCUUGCGUUUCAUUCAGUUUUGUGUUAAAAUAGUGCACUUUGGUCUAAUUUAUUGUUGAAUUGUACUCAAUUUUGCAGGUAAAGCUGUUGGUUUUGUAGAAUUUGACUGAUUAAUUUUGGGAGGUUGUGUGAGAAUUUCGUCACUUCUGAUGUUUUGUUUCCAAUCAUUUUAUCAAAAACCCAAUUUGAUUUUUUCUCUUAGACCCCCUUUCUCGUAUUCUAUUCCGUAUAUUUUUCUUCCCUCUGAUGUUGUUUUCUUCAUAUGUUGCUUUAAUUGCAAUAAAUUUCGCCUAAAAAUUUGAUUUGUUUUCUUAUUUAUCGUCCCUGUUUGAGCUUGGUCUUGUCAAAUUAAGUUCAAUUGUUACCCGCUUUUGGAGAGCUAGUGUUGGAUUUUGAGGGUAAAAGAUUGGUGGGCUGUUAGCGUGGAGGUGAAAAGUGAGGAACUUGAUAUAAAUGGCUAAUAGAGUUGACUUCUAGGACAUUUGGAGCGAGUCAUGGGCUGUACCCUCAAAAAUUCAGGUCGUUGGUGGAUUUUGCAGCACAUCAGUUAUGUGUGUCGCAUAGAGUGUAUGGCGGGAUGGGGUGGAAUGCUCAGAAAGAGUUGUUUGAUCGUUGUGGAGGAAAUUGGAAGCGGGUUUUGAGGUUCUUACAGGCUGUUGAGGAAUCAUCAGGCAUGGUCAAGACCUCAGCAUGCAAUAUGCAGGUUACAACCGGAAGAUAUCACACGUUGCUGAUCAGAGAUUCAUCUGUAUAUUCUUGUGGUUCCAGUUUGUGUGGUGUUCUUGGACAUGGUGCUGAAACAACACAAUGUGUAGCAUUCACACGGAUUAGAUUCCCAUCUUUGGCUAACGUGGUCCAAGUCUCAGCCUCCCAUAAUCAUGCUGCUUUUGUUUUGCAGUCCGGAGAGGUUUUCACUUGUGGUGAUAAUUCAUCAUUUUGCUGCGGUCACAAAGAUACAAAUCGCCCCAUAUUUAGGCCCAGGCUUGUUGAGGCACUAAAGGCAGUUUCAUGCAAGCAGGUUUCUGUGGGCCUUAACUUUACAGUGUUCCUCACAAGACAAGGCCAGCUUUAUACAUGUGGGACGAACACACAUGGGCAACUUGGUCAUGGUGACACGCUAGACAGACCGACACCCAAAAUCAUUGAACUGCUUGAGGGAAUUGGUCCUGUGGUUCAAAUAGCUGCUGGUCCCAGCUACGUGUUAGCUGUAACUGACAAUGGUGUAGUUUACUCUUUUGGUUCUGGUUCUAAUUUUUGUCUUGGUCAUGGAGAGCAACACGAUGAGUUCCAGCCACGUGCAAUCCAGACAUUUAGAAGAAAGGAUAUUCAUGUGGUCCAUGUUUCUGCUGGGGAUGAGCAUGCUGUGGCACUUGAUUCAAGUGGAUUUGUCUAUAGUUGGGGAAAAGGUUACUGUGGAGCAUUAGGCCAUGGGGAUGAGAUUGAUAAGACUCUUCCUUCCCUUGUGAACUGCCUUAAGAGCUGCCUUGCUGUGCAGGCUUGUGCAAGAAAAAGAAAAACAUUUGUUCUGGUCGAUGAUGGUUCUGUUUAUGGCUUUGGGUGCAUGGGAUUUGGUAGCCUUGGCUUUCCAGAUAGGGGUAUAACUGAAAAAGUGUUGACACCUCGAGUCCUUGAUAGCUUAAGAGCUCAUCGUGUUUCUCAGAUCAGCACAGGCCUCUACCACACUGUCGUGGUUACCAACCAGGGCCAAAUGUUUGGAUUUGGAGAUAAUGAAAGAGCACAACUUGGGCACGACACAUUGAGGGGAUGCCUGCAACCAACUGAAAUAUUUGUUCAAGAAACAGCAGAUGAUACAGGCCUUACUUUGGAAAGCAAAUGACUGUCAAGUCUAGGAACCCUUCUCUGCUUUGUGGAUGCCACUGUUAUAUCAGAAGUUUAAACUGCUACUCAACACAGCUUACUCAAAUGAGUUAAUAUUCUCAUACCAGAUUGAGUCGUCUCAUAUUUUUGAAAACUUGAGUUAGAUUGCUUUAAUUGUACCUAUGAAAUGCACUUCAUGUAAUAGUUGUCCUGUGGAACAAUUUUCACUCAUCGCAACGUUCUUUCUAUUGAUUCACAUUUAGCUGCGUA
Molecule: messenger RNA, 2503 nt
Organism: Populus nigra (black poplar)
Lineage: Eukaryota; Viridiplantae; Streptophyta; Magnoliopsida; Malpighiales; Salicaceae
Product: PH, RCC1 and FYVE domains-containing protein 1-like
Exons: 7
Coding region: 993-2252 (419 amino acids)
Source: RefSeq, a predicted model, not a curated record